GGGUUGUUGUACCCUAUCCAGUAACUCAAUAAAUUUUUUACCGACGGGAACGCUGCCGGUGAGAUCCCGCCUCGGAGGUGGAGGGGGCGGCCCCGGACGGGGCGGGACGUUGAAGCGGGGCAGGGCGGAGCGUGUGCGGGGCCUCGGCCGGCGGCGGCGGCGGCGGAUGGCGGAGCCGUGGCGGGGAGCGGAGCCGCUGUGGCGGACGCCGCCGGAGCGCCUGGCCCCGCCGCACAUUUACCGCAUGGCGGGGGCGUUGGGGGCCGAGCUGCGCCGACUUUCCGGCCGCUUCGGGCCCGAGGCCGUGGCCGGGUUGGUGCCGCCCGUCGUGCGGCUGCUGGAGCUGCUGGAGGCGCUGGUGGCCCCGGUGGGAACCGAGGGGGAGGCGCCGGCACAGCCGGGCGGGCGGCAGGACGCGGAGAACCCGGAGCAGAGGCUGUGGGAGGCCGAGCACCGGGAGCGAGCCCUGCACAGCCGCCUGGCCCGCCUGGAGGAGCAGAACCGGCAGCUCCUGGGACAGCUUGCGGAGAGCCAGUCCCAGGAAGACAGCACGGCGCGGAAGGAGCGGGAGGUGAUGCUGCGGCUGAAGGAGGUGGUGGACAAGCAGAGGGAUGAGCUUCGUGCCCAGGCCCACGAGAUCGUCUGCAAGAGCCGAGACACGGAGGCGCUGCAGGAGCAACUGCAUCGCUUCAUGGCCAUGAACGAGGACCUGCGUCACAAGGUGGCCGUGGUGCAGGCUCAGCUCAAGAGCGCGCUGGAGAAGAAGUCGGACCUGGAGGCCGCGAUGCUGCAAACCCAGAGGGAAACGACCAGGAGGAGCAGGACCAGUGAGAUCCAGCGGCCAAAGCCCAGCCUGGAAGGAGCACCGUCGCCCGCGGAGGAGCCGCAGCACCAGGAUGCGGGCAAGAGCCCUGCUCACUGCUGCUUCUCCAAGGAAGAGUUGCAGCAGAUCCUGCAAGAGCGGAACGAGCUCAAGACCAACCUGUUCCUGGUGCAGGAGGAGCUGGCCUAUUACCAGCGGGAGCUGCUGAAUGAAGAGAGAGUUCCCAGCUUCUUCUUGGAUGCAAUGAAGUCGACUAUCAAAAGACAGAGAAAAAAAAUCAGAGCCAAAAUGCUGGGAACGACGGAGGAGUCGGCGAGCAGAGAUCAAAGGUUUCAUGUCUGCAGUUGAUGUCUUGCUCUGGCUUAGCCCUGGGAGCGCCGCAGGGGCUGGGCUCUUUGCUGCAACUCGCACGUCCCUGUCACCAGUCACGCAUGGCCUGGCCUAAUGCCGCUUGUCCCUGCGUGGAUGUGGCAAAAGAGAGGCGAGGUGGUGGCACUGGAACCACUGCACAAGGCAGGCUGGUCCCUGCACUGUAUGGUUGAAGAUGACAGUAGAGAUGUUCCCUGGAGGCUCUGCAAGACGUUUGUGGGCAGCGUUGGCUCCAACAGACUUCUUAUGAUGGGGAGGGGAGGACCCUGUCGGGCACCAGCCUCAGCUCUGCACAUCUGCCGGUGGUGGGGGGCAAAGCCUGCGCUAAAGCUGCUGUAUGAUGUGGGGGGAGCUGGAUUUCACUGGCUUUUAGGGGCUUUAAUAAAGGUCUGAAGGGGGCUGAGCUCUUCUGUGCUACUGAAACCUGCUGCUUGCUUUGUGUUGGGGUCUCUGCUGGCAGCAGGGGGGUCUGGAGAUGUCGAGUCCUGCCUGCUCGCCUCCCUGCCCGGUGAGGAUAGCCGCUGCUAUAUGAAUGCUGCCCCGCGGUCAUCUCGUGAUCCCCGCUUCCCUACAAGGCCUGGCUGUCACCCGCCUUGGUGCCAGGAUGCCACCCGCCCCGGCCCCGAGCUGCAGCCGGUGGUGCCAAUUGUCGGGCUGUUCCCCCAGAAAAGCGUGCGCUUGCCAUGUGGGGUGAGAUGCCUAAAGACUUUACAGCAGGUUGUGGCUUCUGUUGUGGCAACCGGGGACACGCCGUCUGCUGACCAAGCACCAGGAGUUUGAAGCUGGUGUCUGAAGAGCUUUGUGGCUGGAGAUCACCGAGCCAGGAGGGGCUGGGCUCGCCAUGAAACGCGGCUGUAUCUGGGACACGAGCAUCGCUGUGGCUUUGCGGCAGAUCACAGCCCGCCGGUGCUUUGCGGCACGGUGGCUCCAGUCCACGUGCCCCUGGCUCUGUGGCCACCUCCGCACGUGUGGCUCUGCAGGUGACACCCCUCGGCUCGGGCGGGAGCCCCGGGGUGACUCCAGCACUCGCUGCUGCGGUGAGCCUGUGACUCAGCACAGGUUUUCCCCCUGCUUCUUUGUG
Harpia harpyja (harpy eagle) is the source of this 2273-nucleotide messenger RNA. It is a transcript of the gene RILP, whose product is annotated as Rab interacting lysosomal protein. Gene Ontology annotation, molecular function: protein dimerization activity. Gene Ontology annotation, biological process: cilium assembly. The transcript has 7 exons. Gene Ontology annotation, cellular component: ciliary basal body; cytoplasm. Lineage: Eukaryota; Metazoa; Chordata; Aves; Accipitriformes; Accipitridae. Bases 167 to 1171 code for a protein of 334 amino acids. The record is from RefSeq and is a predicted model, not a curated record.